Molecule: messenger RNA, 1886 nt
Organism: Phalacrocorax carbo (great cormorant)
Lineage: Eukaryota; Metazoa; Chordata; Aves; Suliformes; Phalacrocoracidae
Source: RefSeq, a predicted model, not a curated record
UGCUGCACUGACGUCAUCGCUGCGCGCCCGGCGAGGCCCCGCCCCCGUCGCUGUUCCCCGCCCCACGUGCGGCUGCUUUGAGGUUUUCGGUCUGUUGAGAGAGACACGGAGGUCAGAUUGGCAGAAGAGGCUGGCGUCAGACCAUGACGAUGGAAGUGUCAGAGGAUGAUAUUAAUACAGAAGAAUACCCCACUGAAAUUCAUGAUUAUCUUGCAGCAUUUGAAAAAUCUCUUGGUUCUGUAGAUGAGAUGCUGAGGACAAUGAUGUCAAUUUCCAGGAGUGAGCUUCUCCAAAAGUUAGAACCGCUUGAGCAAGCAAAGAUGGAUUUGGUUUCGGUGUAUGCGUUAAAUUCAAUGUUCUGGGUAUACUUGGCUACUCAGGGAAUCAAUCCAAAGGAACAUCCAGUGAAACAAGAACUGGAGAGAAUAAGAACAUACAUGAACAAGGUCAAAGAAAUAGCAGACAAGAAAAAGGCAUCCAAACUUGAUAAAGGAGCUGCUUCUAGAUUUGUAAGAAAUGCACUUUGGGAGCCAAAUGCUGAAAAUGAACAUACCUCCAAAACUCCUGCUAAAGGAAAAAAGAGAAAGAUAGACUAAUUUUUUGUUUCCCCUUUUAUAGACACACCUAGAAUUUAUUUCAAAAUUGGUUUUGCAUACUGUGUGCAUCUUGCAGAGGUGCUGUAUGGCAACAUCUUGAUUAAGUUAUACUUCAGAAUUUUACAGGAUUGUAUUUUGUCCAGAACACUUGUCGCUGAGGUAAUCACAUUAUAUGUGUAUCUGAAAAGUGCCAUUUGAUGUGAGAGAAGUAGCGUUUCAUUAUUCAAAUAAUAAUGACAUGUCAUAUGCUUGCUGGUAAUAGGUACCAGUGAUGUUUUACUGAUAAUGCCUAAGAAUUCCUGGGGUUUUUUUAACUGCCGAAUGAUUGACACUUUUAUAUGUACUAAAUCUCCCAAAUAUUAAAAAGUCUCAAACAAUGCUAUCCAAUCUGUGGUCUUUAUGCAAGAGCAGUGUUUACUUUCUCAUUACAUCGUUGUGUGAAAUGCUGUAUUUGUAGAGUUUUGUAACGUUUAUUCACUGUGUUAAACUGUUCCCUUUUCAGCUUCUGAACUUGAAUGUUUCAAGGGCCACAAGCAAACAGCCUGGAUUCCACUCUAAGUCACUGUGUCUAGUCAAUGGAAAAAAUAGAUAUCCCCAAGGGGCAAUUUCUAGGGCCCCAAAAAAGGAACAGGCUAGGGACAGCUAUUAGGAAACAGCACAUGCAGGAACUUGACUGGAAUUUUGGCUGUAGUGCUUAUCCCUUACUGCUGACACUGAGAGAGAGAAAUGUGCUCUCUCAUCGUCUGUUGCAAUUUCUCAGAACUUCAUCACAGAAAGCAUCCUCUGGUGCAGUAAAAACUACUGCUCUGUUUUGCUAAUAUUCUAUUUGUUUUCCUAAAAAUGUGAAGCUUAGUUGUUUCGAACAGGCAGCGUGUUAGUUUCUUCAGAAGAACCUCACUAGAUCCUUUUUCAAUACACUGCAAAGCAAAACUCUAUUAUCAGCCAAAAAGUUGUUUAACAGUUAGCAGUGACCUAACCACUUAUGAAGGAAAAUAAACAGUUCACCACAAUGCAGUUUGGGUAGCAGUCUACAAAACUGGUUGGGAAAUGGUGUGAAAGACUAAAUGAUAAGAACAAAUGAAUCCGGUAUACAUAUAGUACUGCAAGCUGAAUGAUGUACAGUGGGUGGUUACUGUCCUUACAGAGUUGUACUGCAACAUGCAAUGAAGAAUAAGGACUAAAUUGAAUGAGGUGCUAAAAUGAAGGUUCUCUUGUCAUUGACUACCUAAAAAUACAUAUUUGAAUGUAAAAGUUCAAUACAUUGACAAGUUUAAUAAACUCAAAACAGUU